AUGCGUAAAACUCAAGGUUUUGAUGUCUUCUGUAAACUUGAAGAUAUUUCUGUUUCCUUUUUAAAUUGUUCUGGUCAACUAUGCGUUGACGGUUCAAUUGGCCCACAAGAUGAGGGUUUCGGUGAAGUUGUUCGUGCUUUGAAUUUUGUUGCUCAAGCGAUGCAACAACAAGUGAAUCUUAAUCAGAAUGCACCUCCUCCUCCUCCACCACCUAAUCAACGUGCUUUGUUAGUUAGAAGGUUUAUCGAACAAAAGCCUGAUUCCUUCAAGGGUAAUCCUGAUCCACUAGUUGCUGAAGAUUGGAUAGAUAAGAUUGAGAAAAUAUUCACUCUACUAGACGUGAAUGACGAGGAUAAGCUGAAUCUUGCAGUUUAUAAGCUUGAGGGUGAAGCCACUCGCUGGUGGGAAUUGACUCGUCAUUCUAGGAAUGACGAGUUGAAGGCUUUUAAGUUUCAGGAGGGACUUAAGCCUUCAAUUAAGAGUAGGUUGUUUGUUUUGAAGAUUACCUCUUAUAAUGAGAUAGUGGAGAGAGCGAUGAUCGCGGAGAGAGAUCUUGAGGAAGCUGCGAGAAUUCGUGAGCGUCAUGAUGGCGAUAGGAAUGGGAACGGUUUUGGUGUCUUCUGUAAACUUGAAGAUAUUUCUGUUUCCUUUUUAAAUUGUUCUGGUCAACUACGCGACAUGUCUCGUCGUACUUAUGGUUCAAUUGGCCCACAAGAUGAGGGUUUCGGUGAAGUUGUUCGUGCUUUGAAUUUUGUUGCUCAAGCGAUGCAACAACAAGUGAAUCUUAAUCAGAAUGCACCUCCUCCUCCUCCACCACCUAAUCAACGUGCUUUGUUAGUUAGAAGGUUUAUCGAACAAAAGCCUGAUUCCUUCAAGGGUAAUCCUGAUCCACUAGUUGCUGAAGAUUGGAUAGAUAAGAUUGAGAAAAUAUUCACUCUAUUAGACGUGAAUGACGAGGAUAAGCUGAAUCUUGCAGUUUAUAAGCUUGAGGGUGAAGCCACUCGCUGGUGGGAGUUGACUCGUCGUUCUAGGAAUGACGGUCUGUUUACCAGGGUGGAAUUUUGA
Papaver somniferum (opium poppy) is the source of this 1065-nucleotide messenger RNA. RefSeq lists its product as uncharacterized. The transcript is spliced from 8 exons. Bases 1 to 1065 code for a protein of 354 amino acids. The record is from RefSeq and is a predicted model, not a curated record. Lineage: Eukaryota; Viridiplantae; Streptophyta; Magnoliopsida; Ranunculales; Papaveraceae.